UUGAUUAUGUGAGCCUGUGGCAGUCCGUCACUGGUACCCCUCACUGCAGCACUGUGAGUCCAGCCUCCUUCCACCAGGACUGAUGCCUCUGGUGGCUUUUUGAUGAGGAGGACGUGACGGGACAGUGGGACAGCAACGUUGGCCUAUGCGGGAAGACUUCUCACCCAAAGGAGAGAAUUUACACAACAUUUUACUUUAAAUAACUUUGAAUUUGGAUUUAUUCUAUAACUACCACCAGCACCUCUAAAGAAACCCAGUUCUCCGUUUAUCUCAACACGUACAGAGCCUUUAACCGCAGAUUUUUUUUAAGCAACCAUGUCCAGGGCAAAGGUGAGAGGCCUGACCCGCACAGGCCGCCAGGUCAGCGAGGACCCAGACUUGGACACCUUGCUGUCCACCCUCUCCCCUGAGGAAGUGGAGGAGCUGCAGCAGGACAUGAUGAAGGUGCCUGACGUCAAACCAGAGGAUGGGAAGGUCGUUGACCAAGGGGAGACUCAGCCAAGGAGCAGCAAUGUCUUGGAUGCUAAGCUGGACAGCAGACGGGAGAGUGACACUAAAGGAAGGCUCAGUCAGAGGGAGCAGUCAUUUGAGGGCGAGGCAAAGAAGGAGAGCCGGAAGCAAGAAUACCUGAGAAAGAUGGGCCUGAGCCAGGAGGGGAACGAUGACAUCGAUGUAGGACUACAAAGACAAGCUAGUGUCUCAAGUGAGAGAGAUGCUAAGGUGGACGAAAGAAAUGGUAAAGCUCCUGAAAAUCCAAAGGACGAGCAAAGACGGUUUUCAAGUAGAUACCGGAGGCAGGAGGGCAAAGACAAUGAUGUGAAAGAGAUUCACGACAAAGACAAAUGCGAAGACAAUUGUCUAAGAGACAAAAGAGAGAGCAGAGAGAGCAGAGAGAGCACAGGUAGCAAAACAAAGGACAUGAUCUCCAAGUUACAGGAAAAGAAGGAAGAUGGUAGAGAGAAGGAAAGGAGAGAAGACUGCAGGAGGAGAGAUGAAAGUAAAACUAAAGACAUUAUCUCAAGGCUACGAGAAAAAAGUGAGAAGGAUGUGGGCAAGGAAAAGGAAAGAAAGUCAGAGAGUAUCAGGACAUCAGGACGUGUCUCCAAAAUGCUGGAGAAGCAGAGCAAGGCACAAGAAAGCCAGGAGAGCAAAUGUGAGGAAAAGAAGCCAAAAGCAGAGGAGAAGAAAGUUGAAGAUAAAACCAAAACUGAUGUCAAACUUGAGCGACAACUGUCUGAGAAGGGUGAGGUACAGGUGAAACAUGACAAGGCAGAAAAAAGAACAGAUCGAGAGGAGUUGGUUAACCACAGCAAUCACGUGAAAGAGAAGGAGAAGAUUAACACAGAGAGGAAAGCAGAGGAGAAAAGGGAAAGAGAUGAUGAUAGAGAGAAUGUUAAAAAAGCAGCCGAAACUGAGAAGAUGGGCAAUUGUGUUACCAAAAACACCCCCAAAAAAAAGGUGAAGGAGGAAGAGGCAGAGGAUGAGGAGUCAAGCAUGUUCGAUGAGCUAAUGGAUCAGGUACGAAGCAAUGACCCCUCCCUCACUGAGCUCAAUGUCAACAACUCCGAGGUCAUCAAGACGAAAACGCUCAUCGAGUUUGCCGAGGCUUUGCAAAACAACAGCCAUGUCAAAACCUUUUCUUUGGCUAACUGUCGCGCAGACGAUCACGUGGCUUACGCGGUCGCCGGCACGAUACGCAGCAACAAGACGAUCACCAGCAUCAACAUCGACUCCAAUCAUCUCACGGGCAAGGGCAUCCUGUCCCUAAUCCAGGCUCUACAACGCAACUCCACAGUGACUGAGCUUCGAUUCCAAAACCAGCGGCACGUCUGCGGUGGCAAGACAGAGAUGGAGAUGACCAAAAUCCUGAAAGACAACACCACCUUACUCAAACUGGGCUAUCACUUUGAGUUAGCAGGGCCAAGAAUGACCACCACAAACAUACUGAGUCGCAACAUGGACCGGCAGAGACAGAAGCGCCUACAGGAACAGAAGCAGGCCCAGGCUAAUGGAGAGAAGAAGGGAUCACUGGAUGUGCCCAAGACUGGAGGUGGAGGAUCCCUGAGAAAUUCACCCAAAGCUUCCCCAAAACCAUCUCCCAUGCCCUCUCCCGUGCCUUCACCAAAGCUGACACCCAGAAGAAGAACUGGAGGUCCGGCUCCACCACCACCUCCGCCUCCUCCUGGCGGUGGUCCUCCACCUCCUCCUCCUCCUAUGAUGGAUGGAGAUGCCCUGAAGAACACUCUCAGUCCAGGUCGUAGUAAAAACUCACGGGACCAAUUGCUUGCCUCGAUCAGAGGAAGCAAUGUUAAACAACUCAACAAGGUGCCGGUGCCAAAGUGGUUGCAGUAAUGUUUCCUGCUGGAAUAUAAAGUGAAAAAUGAAAAGAGGGAGAACUGACAUGAAGGAUUUCAUGAAGAUGACCUCUACAUAACCCGAGCUAUAGUGAAGGGCUGUGCUGGGGGGUGGAUGGAGAAAGUGACACACGAUGUUGAUUGGUCGGACGAAAAGCCCUCACUAUGAGUUCUCCCCUCACACACUGGACCAAAAGGACGCUGUGGAGAAUGAGUGAUGCGGGGCUCUCUAUUUGCUGACGAGAGAGCGCCACGUGUUUGUGGAUGUUUCUCUGUAGUUGAUACUGAUGCUUUGCUUGUUAUUUGCACUAGUUAAUAUGAGGCCAAUCAUGUGACGUGUUGGCUCGUGUAUGCAUCUGAAUGUGAGUGUGGUGGGAGUGUGUGGUGAGCUUAUUAAUAAGAGAUUCAAAUAACUCUAACUAUAAAUUUCUAAUAUACAAACAUUUAUCAAUUAUUUAGUCAACAUUCAUCUGACGUGUAUUUAUUUAUGGAGAGGGAAGCCACUGUAUGGUUGUCAAUUGUAAAUCUGUUCAAUUGCAAAUUCUGAGAUGGUGGAAAUAUCAGGGAAUUGACAAACAAAUGGCGGCUUGACCUAAGAAAGCCUGGGUAAGGUCAAGGUAGUCUUUGAAUUGUGUGUCUCAUUGCCAAUCUCACGAUAUCUCAGGCAGGGUUUAUCAGAUCAGAGAGCAGCCCAGUGGAGUCCUGUUGCAUGACCAAAGAGUUAAAAGACGGGAAUAAUUACAUAAUGCAAUUUCAUCAGGAAGUGCAAAUGGCUGUCCCUCAGUAUCUCAUGUUCUUUUUUUUGUUCUGAAUCAUUCUACAUCUACAUGUCUUAACCUUUGGGUAUUUGGAAAACCAUUAUUGGCUCAAUGUUCAUGUUAAUGUGGGCAACGUUUGAGCGAAAGUCAUUUCUUAAGGGAAUUCAUUGUGUAAAUCACUGCACUCUGUCUAACAGAGGACCCUCUGCUAUAUUUACGGAGCCUGUAUGUUUUCAAUAAACUAUUGGUAUGUCUGCAAUGACAGGUCAGAAGUUUAAUGUUAUGCCUGGUUGAUAUUAUUAACAAACACAUUCCUGGAUUUACUGGGAGUGAGCACCAAAGUCCUUCUCCCACAUUAAAAGCACAAACAUGAAAAAUGUUUAGACAAUGUACUGCUCUCUACAUAACAUACAUGUUGCCUGGUGUUUGCUUGUGUUCAGAGGCAAAGAAGAGAACAGCAGCAGCAGCUACAGGCCAGUUUAUGUCUCUAUUGCCUGGCCUCGGCCUCUAUGAAAUGCCUAUAUUUGGUCAUUUCUCAUUGAAGGCUUGCUCUGCAAGUCAUUCCUUUCUUGUUCCUAAUAAUGGGCUUUGUGCCAUCGGUUUGUCUCUCAACUGUAGCUGCUCCUCUGACCAACAGCACUGAUCUCAGAUGGAGAAAAAAGGAAAGGGGGUGAAAUGCAAAUGUGACGACAGAAAAUAGGUUUGCAGUGUGUGUGCGGUGUAAUCCAUGCCUUGUACGUGCAGAACACCCAUUUUUCAUUUGAUCGAAAGUAGAUUCCUAAUCAAAAUAUACACAUCAUCAUUUCCACACAGUAAUCUGGGGCUUUUAUGGCCCCCGUGGCUCCUGUGGGUGCUACCCAUUUUGAUAUGUUGGUAAAUCAGCCUUGCACUCCAGAAAAAAAGUGUUUUUGUUUAUUAUUUGCAUCAAUAAAUUCCAAAAGAAAGGCUAUGUUUUAAUGUAAUUGAAUGUUUACUCUUGUCUUGUGGCUUUUCCAGAGGAGAUUUAACCCAAUCACAACGAUGUUCCUCAUAAUGUAAAAAAAACUAAACAAAUAGUCAUCAAAUUAUUAUUAUCUUUUCUGACUCUAAAUGUUAUAUCUCAAUGUUUUUGGUUUUGCUGUUUUUCACUCAGUACCCUCCAGCAGAGAGACCAAGUAUCUUAUCUAAAGUAUCUUAAGAUAUGCCUUUUUUCAGUUGUUUAUGUUCUCUGUUAUUCUUUCAAUCUAUUGUUUCUGUAUUUAAUGCUUUUAAAAUAAACAACCUUAUUUUGA
Messenger RNA from Solea solea (common sole), 4383 nucleotides. Its product is annotated as leiomodin-1-like. Gene Ontology annotation, biological process: myofibril assembly; muscle contraction; pointed-end actin filament capping. The record is from RefSeq and is a predicted model, not a curated record. Lineage: Eukaryota; Metazoa; Chordata; Actinopteri; Pleuronectiformes; Soleidae. The coding region runs from base 316 to 2352 and encodes 678 amino acids. Gene Ontology annotation, cellular component: striated muscle thin filament; myofibril. The transcript is spliced from 3 exons. Gene Ontology annotation, molecular function: tropomyosin binding; actin binding.